Molecule: messenger RNA, 456 nt
Organism: Lactuca virosa
Lineage: Eukaryota; Viridiplantae; Streptophyta; Magnoliopsida; Asterales; Asteraceae
Source: the annotation of a GenBank genome assembly
AUGGUGGAUGUAGAUGUGAUGAGUGAUGGAGAUGGGCUGGAUAUGGCAGAUAUGGACUACAUUACACAACAAAUUACAGAGUUGAGGAAAUCAGGUUACACUGAUGUAGACAUUAUGAGAUGCCUUGGAAUUACAAAAGCUCAUUUAGAAGAGUUUGGAUAUGUAGCUGCCAAUGUUGAAGGUGGACUGGAAGGAGGUGGACAGGGUAAUGAAGAAGAAGGACAUAGACAAGGAGAUGGAGUGGGAGGAGGUGGAGAUGGACAAUGUAAUGAAGAAGAAGAAGGAUAUGGGCAAGGAGAUGGAGUGGAAGAGUUGAGAUGGACAAUAAGGAGAAGGAGAUGGAGAAGAAGAAGAUGGAGAAGAAGAGAUGAGAGAAGGAGAUUGGAGAAGUGGAUGAAGUGGAAGGAGUUGAAGCUGAAGAUGUUCAGGAAUGAUGAAAGGUGGAGAAGGAGUUGA